GACGGCGCUGAGGGGACGGCGCUGAGGGGACGGCGCUGAGGGGACGGCGGGGCCGCUCCGAUCGCCUUGUCCCGCCAGCCUUUCCCUGCGCUAUCAGCGCCCUCCCCCCGCCCCGCUCGCAGCCGCCUCCCUCACGGAGCUCGUGUGGGGAAGGGCCGGUGGAGCCGGUUCGCUCCCGGCCCCUUCCAACGCGCCCUUCCUUCGCUCCCCAGCGCGCAGAGCGCGUCUCCCUUCAAGCCUCGGCUCUGUCAUUUGUGGCUCAGUUUUUCCAGGGUGUAAUUCAUGUUCUCGCUGCUGAGUCCCCGUGGUUUUUAUUUAUUAGUACUUGCGUGGUGCUUACAGCGCGUUUUCCUCCCGUAGAAAGCACUGCUGUCGCCUCAAAAACAAGCUGGUGGCAGGCUGAAACCCACCCACAAUUUUUAAUUUUUUUUUUUUUUUCAUAAAAAACCGCUUCUGGUUCUGUCAUAAUCCAUUGAAGAAAAUGAAGUUUACCUGCCCAGCGAUGAGCUCUGGAUCUAUGACAUGGACAGUGGGCUGUGGACAAUGCACCUGAUGGAAGGGGAGUUACCCACCUCCAUGUCAGGCAGCUGUGGGGCCAGCAUCAAUGGGAAGCUGUACAUUUUUGGGGGAUUUGAUGAUAAAGGAUACAGCAAUCGGCUGUAUUACGUCAAUUUGAGAACAAAAACCGGAACCUACAGGUGGAAAAAAAUCACAAAUUUUAAAGGUCAACCUCCCACACCUCGUGAUAAACUUUCUUGCUGGGUGUACAAAAACAGGCUAAUUUAUUUUGGAGGUUAUGGCUGCAGGAAGCACAAUGAGCUCAGUGAUUGUUUCGAUGUCCACGAUGCAUUUUGGGAAGGACAGAUAUUCUGGGGAUGGCACAAUGAUGUUCAUGUUUUUGAUACAACCACACAGACUUGGUCUCAACCAACAAUUCGAGGUGGAGAUCCACCUCAGCCUCGAGCAGCUCACACAUGUGCUGUGCUGGGAAAUAAAGGGUACAUCUUUGGAGGACGAGUGCUGCAAACCAGAAUGAAUGAUUUGCACUGCCUGAAUUUAGACACUUGGACUUGGUCUGGAAGGAUUAAUAUCAGUGGAGAGAAGCCCAGAGAUCGCUCCUGGCACACGCUGACCCCCAUAGGGGAUGACAGACUUUUCCUUUUUGGUGGACUAAGCUCUGAUAAUGUUCCUCUGAGUGAUGGUUGGAUCCACAGCAUUGCAACAAAUGGAUGGAAGCAGCUCACCCAUCUGCCCAAGAGCAGGCCCAGGUUGUGGCACACAGCCUGCCUUGGGCAGGAGGGAGAAGUGAUGGUGUUUGGGGGCAGCAAAGAUGAUUUGCUUUUUAUGGACACGGGUCACUGCAGUGACUUGCUGAUAUUUCAGACUCAGCCUUACUCCCUGCUCAGGCUGUGUCUUGACUGCAUUGGGAAGAACGCAGCUCUCUUGGAGAAGCAAAUUCCCUGCUUGCCAUCCAAACUUCUGCAGGAAGUGCUGAAAAAAAUCACUUUUUGGGCUGCCAUGACCCACAGGCAGGAGAGGAAAGCUGAGACUGAGAGACAAAGCCAGCUGCACUCCACAUGAGGCAGGGCAGGGAGCUGCUGGGACACCUCAGAGGGGUUUGUCCAUGAGCUCUGUGCUGUUCCCCUGCAGCUCUGUGUUCAGCUGGGUUUCUGAGGGAAGUUUGACAACAAAUCCUUUUCAUGGGAAUCUCGUUUCCUGCGUUACGGAAAACUGAUACAACUUCAUUUCUAGAUAAUUGUUCACCUUUGCUCUCAUGGUUUUGACCACACAGCCCUCACAACCUUUUGUUCUUUUGGAAGGGGAUGUUGAUCCAUUUCAGCUGGGUAAAACAUGGUUUAAGUCUAAAAAUCCUCCUUGGCCUUACACCCAUCAGCCUUCCCAAAAAGAUAAAUUCACCUCGGUGUCUUGGGGACAUUCACACUUUGUCAGUUUUAACAAAUUUACCACCACCAAAUGUUGGUUUCACCAGGCUCUGACCAAAAUCCGACCCUGGAGCCCCACACCUCACACUCCAAGUAGGAAAAUCCAGCAGGGAAUUGUGGAACUUGGAAGAAAAAGCUGCAACAUCACCUGGUCUCUGUAGGAAAACUUCAGUUCAUCACCUGGUUUUACUGUUUCUGCCAUCAGGAAGUCCUUUUGGAAAUAAGUUGUAUAUUGUAUUUUGGAUGUGCAAAGUUUAUAUUUCAUUCUUGUUAAAAAAACAACAACAACAACAACAAAGUUGCUUAUUUAUUGUUUUAAAAAAAGAGCAAAUGUA
Vidua macroura (Pin-tailed whydah) is the source of this 2278-nucleotide messenger RNA. RefSeq names its product kelch domain containing 1 (gene KLHDC1). The record is from RefSeq and is a predicted model, not a curated record. The coding region runs from base 523 to 1581 and encodes 352 amino acids. NCBI's taxonomy places the organism in Eukaryota, Metazoa, Chordata, Aves, Passeriformes, Viduidae. Gene Ontology annotation, molecular function: protein binding. The transcript has 13 exons.